AUGGAGCUGAAUUCACAUCAGAGACCAUUUUCAAUCAAAUUAUGGCCUCCUAGUCAGAACACUAGACAGACCCUUGUGGAGAGGAUGACCAACAAUCUGACUACUAAAUCUCUUUUCACACAGAAGUAUGGGACUUUGGACAAGGAAGAGGCUGAAGAGAAUGCAAAGAUGAUUGAGGAUAAGGCGUUUGCAACAGCAAACCUACACUAUGAGAAAGAGCCAGAUGGUGAUGGAGGUUCUGCAGUCCAGCUUUAUGCCAAAGAAUGUAGUAAGCUUCUCCUAGAGGUUCUUAAAAGAGGACCUGGUAAAAAGGAUGAUGAAGUGGUGACAUCUGUUCAUACCACUGUGCCUCAUGAAUCUGUUUUUGAUAUAUCUAAAGGCAAAAGGGCAUUCAUUGAAGCAGAUGAGGCACAGGAACUUCUAAGUCCAUUGAAGGAGCCAGGGAAUUCUUUCACCAAAAUAUGCUUUAGCAACAGAAGCUUUGGGUUAGAAGCGGCACAAGUUGCAGAGCCCAUUCUCACUUCCCUCAAGGACCAGUUGGUAGAAGUAGAUCUGUCAGAUUUUAUUGCUGGAAGACCAGAAGCAGAAGCUCUUGAUGUCAUGAAGAUAUUCUCAACUGCCCUUGAAGGCAGUGUCUUGAAGUCUUUAAACCUCUCUGAGAAUGCAUUAGGUGAAAAAGGUGUAAGAGCAUUUGGAGCACUUUUGAAAUCCCAGAAAUGCUUGGAGGAGCUUUAUCUGAUCAACGAUGGUAUCUCUAAGGAAGCUGCUCGAGCAGUUUGUGAGUUAAUUCCUUUCACAGAGAAACUCAAAGUUCUUCAUUUUCAUAAUAAUAUGACUGGAGAUGAAGGGGCACUAGCUAUAGCUGAGAUUGUGAAGCGUUCUCCUUCAUUGGAAGAUUUCCGUUGUUCCACCACUAGGAUAGGCACUGAAGGUGGAGUUGCCUUAUCUGAUGCUUUAGGGAAUUGUACCCAUCUGAAGAAGCUUGAUCUACGAGACAACAUGUUAGGCGCCGAAGGUGGGGUUUCUCUGAGUAAAGCUCUUUCUAAGCACACAGAGCUAAGAGAGGUAUACCUGAGUGACCUGAACUUGGAAGAUGAUGGUGCAAUUGCUAUAGUUGAUACUCUUAAGGAAUCAGCACCUCACCUUGAAGUUUUAGAGUUGAGUGGGAACGAUAUUACAGCUGAUGCUGCUCCUGCAAUUGCAGCCUGCCUGUCAGCAAAGCAGUUUCUGUAUAAGUUGAACCUCUCUGAGAAUGAACUAAAGGAUGAAGGUGCCAACCUGAUAAGGAAAGCCAUAGAAGGUCAUGCUCAGUUAAAGGUAGUUGAUCUAAGUGCCAACCAAAUAACCAGGGAUGGGGCUCAACAAUUGGCUGUGACUGUGGUGCAAAAGGCUGAUUUCAAACUUCUGAAUAUUAACGGGAAUUUCAUUUCCAAUGAAGGCGUUGAGGAGUUGACGGAUAUAUUUAAAAGUUCUCCUGACAUGCUCGGUCCCCUAGAAGAUAACGACCCUGAUGGAGGAGACAACGAUGAAGAAUCUGAAGAAGUUGCGGAUGAACUGGAAUACAAAAUGAAGAACCUUGUAGUUGAUGAACUGAAGUAG
This is a messenger RNA of Sphenostylis stenocarpa, 1599 nucleotides long. NCBI's taxonomy places the organism in Eukaryota, Viridiplantae, Streptophyta, Magnoliopsida, Fabales, Fabaceae. The record is from the annotation of a GenBank genome assembly.